Zingiber officinale is the source of this 2085-nucleotide messenger RNA. Its product is annotated as zinc finger MYM-type protein 1-like. Lineage: Eukaryota; Viridiplantae; Streptophyta; Magnoliopsida; Zingiberales; Zingiberaceae. The transcript is spliced from 5 exons. Gene Ontology annotation, molecular function: protein dimerization activity. The record is from RefSeq and is a predicted model, not a curated record. The coding region runs from base 1 to 2085 and encodes 694 amino acids.
AUGGAUGUGUACCAGAGCCCAGGGACGGAGGCAGACGGCUGCGAGGAACUCACCAUCACAAAAACAAAAGAAGACGAAAAGAUGCGAAGGCUACUGGAAUAUCGACGGAACAGGAAGAAACGUCGAAAAGCUCAAAGAUGGGAAAACUUUGGGAAGCGUGUCUAUCUUGGGAAGCGUGCAUGCAAGCUACAGGAGCCCUAUAUAAAGGGAGUCCAAGCAUCAGCAGAGUGCCGAGCACCGACGACCGACCAAACAGCAAAGCUGAAAGCCCUGCGCCCAGCGCCCAAAUCUUUUUUCUCUCUACUGAUUGCCAUCAAAGGAGGAACCCUUCCUGAUCCAUCUUUUUGUGCCAAAGUCCAAAGACCUAGUAAUAUAGGGUUUGGAGGAGAUGAUGUGUUUACGAGAUCUGGUUUCAUAAAUUGGAAAAAAGCAAUUGAAAAAUUCAAUGAGCAUGUAGGUGGAGUUGGUAGAGUGCACAAUGAGGCAAGAAUACAGUUUGAGGGUUUCAAGAAUCAAAGACAAAGUGUGGAGUAUUCAUUUUCAUCAGGAAAACAUGAGCUUGAAGUUUCUUAUCGCAAACGCUUGACUUCCAUUUUAAAAGUAAUUCGAUUUUUGUUGUUACAAGGAUUGCCUUUUCGGGGACAUGAUGAGUCUUCGACAUCAUCCAAUAAAGGAAAUUUUUUAGAAUUGCUCAAAUGGUAUAGCUCAGAGUGUCCAGAAGUUGCGGCAGUUGUUGGAAUGAAUGCACCUGGAAAUAAUCAAAUGAUUGCCCCAAAAAUUCAGAAACAAUUGGUGAAUGCUUGUGCAGUUGAGACCACAAAUGCUAUUGUAGCUGAUCUUGGAGAUAGGUGGUUCACUUUACUACUUGAUGAGGCUCGUGACUGUUCAGUGAAAGAGCAAAUGGCAGUUGUUAUUAGAUAUGUGAAUAAAUAUGGAGAGGUGAUUGAACGAUUUAUGGCCGUAGUUCAUGUUGCAACAACUACAGCUGCUUGUUUGAAGGAGGCAAUUGACUCUUUAUUUGCUAAGUAUGGUUUGUCAGUGGCAAGAUUGAGGGGUCAAGGAUAUGAUGGUGCUUCAAAUAUGUCUGGAGAAUUUAAUGGCUUAAAGUCACUGAUAAUGAAAGAAAAUCCAUAUGCAUUGUAUGUUCAUUGUUUUGCUCAUCAACUCCAGCUAGUGGUUGUAGCUGUUGCUCAAGAAAAUCAAUAUGUUUGUGAUUUCAUGUGGAUUGUUGGUUCGAUUGUAAACAUAUCUGCAUCAUCUUGCAAAAGGGCUGACAAACUUCGACAACUUGAACAUGACAGAAAAAUUAAACUUCUUGAAAGAGGAGAGAUUAGUUCUGGUAGAGGACUAAACCAAGAAACUAGUCUAGCUAGACCUGGAGAUACACGAUGGGGGUCUCAUCAUUCAACUUUAUGUCGUAUUGAACAAAUGUGGUCAUCUGUUAUAGAGGUUCUUCAAAAUUUGAUUGAUGAUGGUGAUCGUUCUUCUAAGGGUUUAAGUAGAACUUUGGUUGAAAGAAUGGAGAGGUAUGAAUUUGUGUUUAUUCUACUAUUGAUGAAACGUAUACUGGCAAUCACAAAUCAUUUGUCAACCGUUCUACAAGAGAAAGAUCAAAAUAUUGUGAAUGUGAUACGUUUGAUCAAUAAUGUGAAAUGCAAAUUACAAAAGUUGAGAGAUUCUGGAUGGGAUAUUUUACUUGAGGAUGUGAAGAAAUUUUGUAACACUCAUUCCAUUGAAAUAAUUAAUAUGACAGAUAACAUCAACAGCCAGCUUGAAACAUAUAUUGAUGAUGUCAAAUCAGAUGAACGGUUUGAAGGCAUUUCAGAUUUAAGAGCUCUUGCAAAGAAAAUGAUUGAAACAAUGAAGAACCGUGUGUUUCCUUUGGUUUAUCGGAUGAUUGAGGUAGCCUUACUUCUUCCAGUUGCUACUGCAACAGUUGAAAGAGUGUUUUCGGCAAUGAAUAUUGUCAAAACAUAUUUGCGAAACAGGAUUGGAGAGGAAUGGAUGAAUGAUAGUUUAGUAGUGUAUAUCGAGAAAGAUGUUUUUAAUACUGUCGACAAUGAGCCAAUUUUACAACGUUUUUAG